Oenanthe melanoleuca is the source of this 2442-nucleotide messenger RNA. RefSeq names its product SREBF pathway regulator in golgi 1 (gene SPRING1). NCBI's taxonomy places the organism in Eukaryota, Metazoa, Chordata, Aves, Passeriformes, Muscicapidae. The record is from RefSeq and is a predicted model, not a curated record. Gene Ontology annotation, biological process: positive regulation of SREBP signaling pathway. The transcript has 5 exons. The coding region runs from base 451 to 1068 and encodes 205 amino acids.
CGGCUUCCGCCUGCCCCGCGCCGCGGCCGGAAGCGCUCGGGCCGCGCGGGGCCGGGCUCCGCUCGGAGCUCGGAGCUCGGAGCUCGGAGCUCGGGGCCGGGCUCCGCUCGGAGCUCGGAGCUGCUCGCUCGGGGCCGGGCUCCGCUCUCUCGGUGCCUCUCGCUCGGGGCCGGGCUCCGCUCGGAGCUCGGAGCUGCUCGCUCGGGGCCGGGCUCCGCUCGGAGCUCGGAGCUGCUCGCUCGGGGCCGGGCUCCGCUCUCUCGGUGCCUCUCGCUCGGGGCCGGGCUCCGCUCGGAGCUCGGAGCUGCUCGCUCGGGGCCGGGCUCCGCUCGGAGCUCGGAGCUGCUCGCUCGGGGCCGGGCUCCGCUCUCUCGGUGCCUCUCGCUCGGGGCCGGGCUCCCUCUCCGGCCCGCCGGCGAUGCCGGCCCCGGGCUGAGCCCCCGCCCGGCCAUGCUGCCCUGCGGGGCCGUGCCCUGGCGCAGGCUGCUCAGGAAGCGAUGGGUCCUCGGCAUCGUCCUCGGGCUCUCGCUCGUGUAUUUCAUCACCAGCACCUUCAAGCAGGAGGAGAGGAUGGUGAGAGAUCGGAAUCUGCUCCAAGUGCAGGAGCACGAGCAGCCCAUCCUCUGGAAGGUGAAGUUCAGCUCGGGGAACAGCAGCCAGCUGAGCAACCAGUGCAGGAACUCUGUGCAGGGGAAGCUGCUCAUUACAGAUGAACUGGGCUACAUCUGUGAGAGGAAGGACCUGCAGGUGAAUGGCUGCUGCAAUGGGAAUGUGGCCAGCACAAAGCUGUACAGCUGUGACAGCUGCCUGCCCAAUGGCUGCUGCAGCAUCUAUGAGUACUGUGUGUCCUGCUGCCUGCAGCCCAGCAAGCAACACCUCCUGGAGCGGUUCCUGAACCGGGCAGCCAUCGCUUUCCAAAACCUCUUCAUGGCAGUGGAAGAUCACUUUGAGCUGUGUCUGGCCAAGUGUAGGACUUCAUCACAGAGUGUGCAGCACGAGAACACCUACAGAGACCCAAUUGCCAAAUACUGCUAUGGAGAAUAUCCCCCAGAGCUCCUGCCUGUUUGAGAGCUGCAGAUCUGAGCAGCAGAAGGAAGGAACUGGAGACUCAGAUCCACAAGAACAAGACAGCAGCUGUUGCUUUGCCAAGGCCUCAGUGUCAAAAGCUUGUCUUGUAUGUGGGAGCAAACCCAGAGGUGAAGAGAGAAAGUAAGGAACUUAAGUUCUUCAGGACUGAAUCUUGCUUUCUUCAAUUUCUUAUGCACCUGCUGGCACUGUGCUGAUGUGCCAGUGCAUUCUUUAAAUAUUCCUCUAAAUUUCAGGAAUCAUGGAGUCAGUCUAGGCUAUAGAAUAUCAAGGGAAAAAUAUCUAACAUGGCUUUGCAGCUGUAAAUGGAGGUUCAGUUGUGUCUCUGCAGUCUAGAGACUUUCCAGAGUUACUAUUCCUUUCAGAGAGCAAAGCAUCCCUGCUGUGCUGCUCUCUCUGAAACUCUUCUUGGCAUGCAUGGUGUACACUACAUAUGUAAUUAUGAAUUAUUCAUCCAUUUUAUGUGGGUCUCUGGCUGAAAGUAUGGAUGCUUUGCAUAGCUAGUUGUGGAUGCCUCUCAGUCCCUGCUUUGCUGUGUCAGCUAGAAGGGAUAUUUUAGAUCUUGACUAAAUUGGUAGGGUUUAUUUUUCCUCCUUAGUCUAAAGGAAUUGUAUUGGGAUUUGUCACUAUAGUACUUAUGUUCCUCUUAGUGAGUUUAAACCAUUCAGAACUCCAAUGGAGUUGUGCUGCCAAAGUCCCAUAGCACAAGAGAAGAGCAGGGAUCUGCCUAGGAUGGGAUGUUUAUUGUCUGUGAACACUUUCCUUGUUCCUCUGCAGCAGUUUCCUCAAAGAGGAAUCCAGAUUUGUGAGCAGCUCUCUGCUGUCCACUCGCUGACAGGGAGCAGGGAAGAUUUGUUUGCUUGAACUUGUUCAGGCCUUGCUGUUUCAGAUGUACUUCACUCCUGGUUGUGCAGGAGGCAGAAGGGUGAGUUGGUGUCUCCACAGCACCCAGAGCUGCCCGUGCCUUCCCACGAGGAGGCAGGAGGGGGCUGACCCUGUUCCAACUCCUGGGCAUUUCUGGCAGAUCCUGAAAUGUUUUCCAUCUGCGUCUCAGGAAGCAAACAGCACAGCUUCCUUCCAGCCCGUGGAGCCCCCUUACACCAAAUUCAACCUUUUACAAGCAGGACUCAGUUACAUGAAGACAAGAAUUCAUUGUCCCACGCUUGCUUUACUCAAUGCAGUGGCCAGCUCCUGCCGCUGUACCUCAGGCAGUGGGGGAAGGAAGAGGGUGACAUGCGGCCGGGAGUUCAGAAUAAAAGAAGGCUGCGUCCGCCGAAAUCUCGAGAGAGACCCACGGGGGUAUGGCGUAAAGCUCUCUGUCACGUUAUUCGAAUAAAGUUGCAGGAGUCCUCUGUC